This is a messenger RNA of Lepisosteus oculatus (spotted gar), 2795 nucleotides long. It is a transcript of the gene tnfsf10, whose product is annotated as TNF superfamily member 10. Gene Ontology annotation, biological process: immune response. Gene Ontology annotation, cellular component: membrane. The record is from RefSeq and is a predicted model, not a curated record. Gene Ontology annotation, molecular function: tumor necrosis factor receptor binding. Lineage: Eukaryota; Metazoa; Chordata; Actinopteri; Semionotiformes; Lepisosteidae.
UAAAUAACGAAACCUUGACGUUUCGUUUUACGGAAAAAAUAAACUCCAUUGCUUCCUUGUUUCUAUGAGCCCCGCCUCUAUGGUUUAAACUUCAGCUUGGAGAAACCUUUUUUUCAGCUUUCGUCUGGGACUUGGCUUGAAACUAUCAGCAUGACGAGCUCUUCUUUUACGAUGCAGACUCUUGGAUUUAUUCUUCUCGUAGCGAUUCUUCUGCAAACUGUAGCCGUUGCUGUAACUUUUAUAUACUUCAGCAACGCACUUACAACGAUGAAAGAAACGUUUUCUAAAAGCAGUAUUUCGUGCCUUAUGCGGGCCAAUAUGAGGACCCUCCGAGAUUUGGAUAUAAGCUCUGAGGAAGGAAAUGAUGACCCCUGCUGGCAAGUAACGCAACAGCUCCAUCUCCUGAUGGAAAAGACUACAUCAAAUCACUAUCAGAAGGAAAUAUCUUCUGCUGUAAAAGGUGAAGUGUCCCGUGUUUUGCCAUCCCUGACAAUAGGAAAUCAAGACUCUCCACGCCCUGAGAUUGCAGCUCAUCUCACAGGAAAUUUCAUGGCCAGUACAGAUGAAAUAGAAAGUCCAAAACCAAGGAGAGUUCAAGGUCAAAAGAUUCAGUCUUGGGAGUCUGAGAGAGGCCUGGCUUUUGUUCACAAUCUUAUAUUAAAUAAUGGAGAACUCAUCAUCCCACAAGCUGGUCUUUAUUACCUCUACUCUCAGACCUACUUCAGACACUCUUUACCCUUGGAUGACUCUGAAGCAGCAGACAACUCAGUGAAGAACAAGCAAAUGCUGCAGUACAUUUACAAAAAGGCUUCCUCUUACCCCGAGCCCAUGCUUCUCAUGAAAAAUGCAAGGACAACAUGCUGGUCCAAAAAUGCAGAGUAUGGGCUGUAUUCCAUCUACCAGGCUGGUGUGUUUCAGCUGAAUGUCAAUGACAGGAUAUUCGUGUCAGUCAGUAACAUCAGCAUCGUCGACAUGGAUGCGGAAUCAAGUUUCUUUGGUGCCUUUUUGGUCAGCUAGUCGGAGGUGGCAUUUUGGCUGUCCUACCAUUUCAGCUGGUCAUACCUCAUGUUUGGGGGCGUGGACUCAGAAGAGUAUAUAGCCUUUUUUCACCAGUGUGCAUGUCUUACUAUCUGUGUUCAUGAGAAGAGACUGUAAAGAGUUGUGCAGGCAGGUGCCACCUGUUCCUUAUUGCAUUUAAUGCAGAGCUGCUAGCAGCAGUUUGUCCUCAGGUACAUACAGUACUGACAGCCCCACCUCACCUGUGCAUCUGUGCACUGUUCAAGUGGCACAGGGGUGCUGGCUGGAAUAGAAACACCAAAGGAUCAGAGACCAUACAGGAGGGCAGUGGUGAGACAGUGCAGUAGGCAUCAGUGGGAAGGCGGUGGAAAUGAGAUGCAGGCAGGGCAAGAUUGGAGAUGCCUGGCUAGGUCAGUCUCAGAUUUAACACACUAUAAAGCAGUCUGACCCCAAGCUUCUUUCCCUGUCUGUGUGUCUCAUGGAGAGCAAGCUGGGGUAUGUGAAAAGACAAAUUCCUAAUGAAAGAAAUUGUAUGUGGCCAAUAAAGUGAUCUUAUCUUUUCAAGGAGUUAUGUAAAUAUUCUGCAUUCCCUUAUAGCUGUUUUAAACAACAAGACUGAAGUCCUGCUUUCUUAAAAAAAUCUAACAUUACCAAGACAUUUUAAAAAUUGGACCUUGGAAAAGGUUUCUUUGAAUAAUUUCCUAGGGUUCUUCGUCUGUACUCUUGAACUUAUUGAUAGGUGACAUUAUUCUCUGGGAGUACUAGACACGUCAGCAGUUCAUUCAUGACCCAGGAACAGCCAGUCUGUGAAUUCACAGCAGUGGAAGAGCAGGAUAAGCUCCAAGAAAGUCAGUAGGCUUUAAGGUGGCAUUUAAAAACUUCCAAGGCUUUCAAUGAGCUCUUGAAAGAAAAAGACCUGGAAACAGAUACUGCUUUAAGGGGAUGCAGUUAUUACUGAAUACACAUAUCUACUUACAGUAAGUAAACUACAGUAUUUCGAAUAUUGGGGUUUGUACAUUUUGUUCAUAAGUGAAGAAAAUGAGUUACCUUUGAACUUCUAAAAUACACCUGUAUUUGAUUUUUUAUUUCCUCUUAUGUCUUGUUUUGCUCCUUUUCCUUUCAACCCAUGAUUUAUUCAGCCAAUUUGCAAAGACAAAGAUUUUCAGCAGAGAGACAACGGAAUGGAAUUGUGAAAACAAGGCACUUUUAAGGUAUUACAAGGAUUCACUGAUAAAGGAAGGUAAGCAACAAGAUUGCAGAGAAUUGUGCUUGUGUUGAUUGAAGUGAUGUCGAUUGUACAUUGUGUAUGUUGUAGAAGAUGUGUCAUGGUGUAUAUUUCUCAGCAGUGUUAUUUAUUUGUAAAUAGUUUUGUACAGUCACUUUACUAGCUCUUUGUAAAAUAGACUCCAUCAUUUUGUAAACAGAGUAAAGAAUAUGCUUUAUUUUCAAAGGGAUACUACAUUUAAUGUGAAGUUCAAUUAUUUUAAUUUUUUAUGUUUCAACAGCUUUAUAAAAAUGAUUCAUUACUUAACUGAAAUGUAGCAAAGAAAUGUAAUCACCCACAGUUAAUUGCUGUAAAUUAUAUCAAUUAAAGCUAAAGGCCAUUGCACUCCACAAGACACUUUAAAAAGAUAAGUCAACAGGAACACUAAAAAGGGCGUAGUAGCAGUGAUUUUGGGAAUGUUAUGUGAAAUCAUGUAACAGACUUAAAUUUAAAAAGAUAUGCACUUUUUAUCUUUUUUUUAUGGGACAAUAAAGCAAAGCAUUAUGAUAUUAAA